This is a messenger RNA of Medicago truncatula (barrel medic), 2439 nucleotides long. RefSeq lists its product as uncharacterized. The record is from RefSeq and is a predicted model, not a curated record. Gene Ontology annotation, biological process: protein transport. NCBI's taxonomy places the organism in Eukaryota, Viridiplantae, Streptophyta, Magnoliopsida, Fabales, Fabaceae. Bases 367 to 2001 code for a protein of 544 amino acids. The transcript has 8 exons.
CCUAAAUAGAGGAAAUAAACGAAAAUAAUCUUGGACCUAUUUCACACACAGUUCACACCGAUUCUUCUUCCAAAUUCACGAUCCUUGCUUGUUAAGAAAGAACAAAAUCAUUAUCACGCGCACUUUAUAUCAUCUUUCUUAGUGAUUUUGAUCGAAAGUUGAAAACGUUAACGAUGUCGAUGCUCAAUUCGUUUUUCGCUCAGGGUUUUAAGGCUUCUAAGUGGUUUCACCGACAGGAUCUGUAGAACCAAAAUAAAAGAAAGAAUUGUUGCAGAUUUGGAAGUGAUAGACGGCAAAACUCUGCUUAAACUGUCAAUUCCACGGAUAAAGUUACUCAGAAACAGAAGAGAGAAUCAAUUGAAGAAUAUGCGACGUGAGAUUGCCAAGUUACUUGAGACUGGUCAAGAAGCCACGGCUCGCAUUAGGGUAGAACAUAUUAUUAGAGAAGAGAACAUGAUGGCCGCUCAAGAGAUCCUUGAACUAUUUUGUGAACUUGUUUCUGUCCGCCUUCCAAUAAUUGAAUCUCAAAGGGAAAUUCCCCUAGACUUGAAGGAAGCUAUAUCCAGUAUAUGUUUUGCUGCCCCAAGGUGUGCCGAUCUUCCAGAGUUAAUUCAAGUUCAGCAGCAAUUUGCAACCAAAUAUGGGAAGGAGUUUAUUUCUGCUGCUACUGAGCUUAGACCAGAUUGCGGUGUUAAUCGCCAGAUAAUAGAGCUUCUGUCAGUUCGUGCUCCUUCACCAGAAAAGAAACUCACUCUUCUAAAAGACAUUGCUGUUGAACAUGAGCUAGAUUGGGAUCCAGCUACUGCUGAAACUGAGUUCUUUAAAAAACAUGAAGACUUACUGAAUGGUCCGACUGAAUUUUUUGGUGGGUCAAAAUUGCCCCUUGCUGAAGAAAAACAUGACGAGGAGUUGUAUUCCACUCAUGAUGUUCAUGAUACACCGAAAAAAGAGCAGCUUGAUUCUGAUUCUGACUCUGACAUGUUAGAUUUUCCUGAAGUUCCUAAGACAUACGUCCAGAUGCAAUCUUUGCCAACUGCAAAUUUUGGCACAGCUCCUGAUACGGUUACACCUCCAGGAGGUAUGCCACACCCUGAAGUUGAUCUUCAUUCAUCAAGUCAUUCUGAAGAUUUUACAGAUUUGAAGCAGGAACAUGUUGAAUCAACAGUUCACAGAGAUGAAUCACAUACUUCAUUUGGUAAAACGGAAAGUAAACAAUUUUCGCCAUUCAUCGCGCCUCCAUCAGAAUCACCUGCAUCAUAUAAUCCAGGGCAUAGUGACUCACCUACCUCCUUCCCAACAGAAAAAUCUAUCUCCUCUCCAUCACUAUCAUCUGCACCAUAUAGUGCAAGGCAUAGUGACUUGCCUCCCUUCACUUCAGCUGCAAAAUCUGAAUCUCCUCCGUCAGAAACGGUUGCAUCAUAUAAUGCAACAAAGCAUAGUGACUCACCUCCCAAAUUGUCAACCACGAAAUCUGAAUCUAAUGUUGACUUGAAUGAUGUUGUAGCUGCCGCACAUGCUGCGGCUGAAACUGCUGAGCGUGCUGCAGCUGCAGCACGUUCAGCAGCUAGCCUUGCUCAACUUCGUAUUAGUGAGCUUACCAAGAUGAGAAGUAAUGAACAUAUACCUGACAGUAGCUCUGAGAAUCCAUUUUACGCUGGAGGCAACAAUGAGACUUCAACACCAGAAAGGGAUCAUAAAAGUGCUAUAGGUAACCCCUAUGCCAAUGUUUUUAAGGAUCAUGAUAUUCAUGAGGAUCAUAAUGCUUCCAUAGGUUCUCAUUCAUCAAGUUUUCCUUCAUUUGACACACUCAAGGAAGAUUUUGAUUCUUCCCCACCCACUGAUCGUGUUUUGGAUGACAAAUCCAAUAGUCACCAGCCUAAGAGACUACCUUCGAUGGAUGAUGACACAUAUUUCUCGUAUCCCAACUUAUUUAACUCUCAAAACUCAAAUGUUGGAUCUCAUACUCAUUCAGAUAAUAGCCGUUCCACUUACGAUAUGUAAGAGAGAAUUAUCAUUCCAACCACAGAAUUCCUUCAGACUGAACUCGGAAAUCUUGCUUGUGAGUGUGUUUUAUGCUGCUGCAGAGUCCACCGUUUUUUUGUUUUUCUUUUCAAAGAGCAUGCGAUUCCCGUCUAUACUAUCUUCAUAGUACAUAUACUACUGGCUGGCUUUGCAUAAUGAACAAUACCGAAAAUAUUCAAUUGCUUUUGUCCAAAAAGCCUUCCUGUUUGUGCCUGGUGGGGCUGCUAUGGUGUGGAAAUCUGGUUGUUCCAGAAUAAAACCAUUCAGCUCCGUUUUUCGUUAUUUACAUUAUAGGAGGCUACGGGACAUGUAAUACGUUCGAAACUUCAUUUGUAAUUAUUGUAAACUGUUGCAUAUUACAGUGUGAGUGUUAUCCCUUUACUUAAAUGCAUUCAAAUUUAUCACAUCUUAAGGUUA